Messenger RNA from Scylla paramamosain (green mud crab), 1655 nucleotides. Its product is annotated as transcription factor Adf-1-like. Gene Ontology annotation, biological process: regulation of transcription by RNA polymerase II. Lineage: Eukaryota; Metazoa; Arthropoda; Malacostraca; Decapoda; Portunidae. The transcript is spliced from 2 exons. Gene Ontology annotation, molecular function: DNA binding. The coding region runs from base 239 to 1060 and encodes 273 amino acids. The record is from RefSeq and is a predicted model, not a curated record. Gene Ontology annotation, cellular component: nucleus; transcription regulator complex.
CGAUCACUUAGGCCGCGUUCACACCAAGCGAGUCGCGUCGCGUCAAGUCAAGGCAAGUCAUCAUGCGUCAUGAAUCGCCACCCGAGUUUAACAUUAAUUUGUAUGUAUAUUUGAAAAAACCGUUCACACCAAGCGAGUCGCGUCGCGUCAAGUCACGGCGCGUCGCGACGCAUCGAGUCACAGAUAGGGCUGGACCCAUUUUCUACAUCAGUCACAGCGAGUCCGUCGUUGCGGGAGCAUGAUGGAAGUGGAAUUCCUGAUAAAUUUAGUUCGAGAACGCCCUCCCAUAUAUGAUCCUAGUGACCGCAACCACCGGGAUCGGGAUGUCAUAGCUGCCCUGUGGAAGGAGGUUGCUGCUGCAAUGAAGAGUACAGAAACCGAAUGUAAGGACAAAUGGCGCCACCUGAGAAGCCACUUCAUGAGGGAAAGGAGAAAGAUUAGUGCCAAAACAUCUGGAUCAGGUAAUACCGAAACAAGGAAGUGGGUGUACUAUGAUGCCAUGCAAUUUCUGAUCCCUCAUGUGACGCCACGACCAACAUCUUCAAACGUCCCUACACCUCCUGAUGAAGACACCUGUCAUGAAGCGGAAGAUGCACCUCAAGACUCUUCACCUUCUGUUGUCAUCGAAACACCAGACAAUGUAUCUCCUCAAGAAGCAGCAAGUAAUACCGAAACCUGUGAGGACCGCAGUACUGCCAAGCCUAUUCUUCCCAUGUCAAAGAAGACCAGUGUCACCAAGAAACGCAGCAGGGAUACUGCAGAUGAGAUAGAUGUGCGUUUUCUAGAAGAAUUAAAGCUACUGAGAGAACAAUCGUCUACACAAAAUGUUACUGAUCCAGAUCACCAGUUCCUAUUAAGCUUACUGCCUAUGAUGAAAAAACUGUCGCCAAGUGACAACAUGGACAUCAAAAUUGAAAUAUAUGAAACCUUUCGUAGAAAGAUGUUUAAACCCGCCCCCACUGUCCAGUAUGGCUACUGGACUGAUCAGAAUCAGUCAUAUACUCCCUCACCAUGUACAUCCAAUGUAAGUGAUAGUUACUCAGAGUAUACUAACAUCUGAGAAAUAGCUUAGAAUUUCAUGUUUUCGAGUUGUACCAUUCACUUACCAGCAGGAAUACAUGAGCUGUCUUUAUGUUAUAUUUAUUUACUAUUGCCCUACACAGAAGCCUAAUGGAAUGAUUAUUGUAAUGUUCAAUAAAAUACUUCUUACCUUAAAAAAAUGGUCAUUCUUUCUUCAACUCCAACUGCACCCCUGUAGUUUGUGUUAAUUUUCUUUAUGGAAGAUCCAGUCAACUCCACCAGCUUCUUAAAAUUUUCAUGUGUCAUCCUAAAGUAGUUGUAGAAUUUUUUUGGAUGGUUCACCAGGUCUGGGAAUAGAUGAGAGAAGUUUCCAAAAUCUGGCCUCUUGAUGUUCAGUUCAUGGAUCCAUAUUCGUUGUUUCUUCUUACGUCUGCGACGACGAAGCCACAACAAAGCAGCUACUUCAGCCAGGGAACAUGCAUCCAUUCUCCAUGAAAUUACCCAGGUCACUGAGUGCUGACUUGACGCGGGCUGACGCAGUCGGUGUGAACGGAGAUGAGUCAAAAUGAAUCGCAUCAAAUGACGCUCUUGACUUGACGCGACGCGACUCGCUUGGUGUGAACGCGGCCUUAGGU